Messenger RNA from Mercurialis annua (annual mercury), 1535 nucleotides. RefSeq lists its product as uncharacterized. The record is from RefSeq and is a predicted model, not a curated record. NCBI's taxonomy places the organism in Eukaryota, Viridiplantae, Streptophyta, Magnoliopsida, Malpighiales, Euphorbiaceae. The coding region runs from base 61 to 1404 and encodes 447 amino acids. The transcript has 7 exons.
AUAAAUAAACCUCAAAAUCCACAAAUUUUUUAUCCAAACCACCAUAUUCAGACUACAUUAAUGGCUUCUAGUUUUUGUCCCUCGUUGGUUCAACCAAACCCACAUCCUCAAUUCACUUUCUCAAAACGUAAAAUCAAGAUUCUUGGUAAAAACCAUUUACCGAUUAUUAUUACAGCUUCUGAUACUGAUAAUUCAACAAAGUUGGUCACUUUUUUAGGCAAAGGUGGCUCCGGCAAGACCACCUCUGCUAUUUUUGCUGCUCAGCAUUAUGCAUUGGCUGGAUUUAACACAUGCUUGGUAAUACAAACUCAAGAUCGUUCCGCUGAUUAUCUUCUCAAUCGUAAGAUCGGAAAUUCUCCUGUUGUGUGCAAUGACAACCUUUCAGCUGUUAGGUUGGAAACCACUAAAAUGCUUCUUGAGCCUCUUAAUAAGCUAAAGCAUGCAGAUGCUCGUCUUAAGAUGACCCAAGGCGUUCUCGAAGGGGUGGUUGGAGAAGAGCUCGGUAUACUUCCUGCAAUGGAUUCCAUUUUUUCAGCAUUUGUUCUUGAAAGGCUCAUCGGGUUCUUAAAAAAUGCAACCAAAGGGAAAAAUAAAGAGGAUGAAAAAUUUGACAUAAUAAUUUAUGAUGGAUUCAGCGCUGAUGAAACCCUGCGAAUGAUAGGUGCAGCCAGUAAAGCAAGAUUGUACUUGAAAUACCUGAGGCACUUGGCUGAGAAGACUGAUCUCGGGAGACUGGCUGGUCCUUCACUCCUGAGGCUGGUUGAUGAAGCAAUAGGUAUAAGUGACAAGAGGUCGCCGUUGAAUGAGAAAAUGAGUGCAGAGAUAUGGGACACUCUGGAGAAGAUGUUGGAGCGAGGAUCGGCUGCAUUCUCUGAUCCAUGUAAAUUUGGCUGCUUUCUUGUAAUGGACCCAAAUAGUCCAACUUCAGUUAACUCUGCAUUGCGUUAUUGGGGCUGUACAAUCCAAGCUGGUGCACAAGUUUCUGGUGUAAUUGGAAUCGAUUCUCCAAAUUUAAAUGCCGAAUCAAAGGAAGAAAUUAAGGAUAAAUUUUCACCAUUGCCUUUUGCUUUCAUUCCACAAUUAUCAACGAGUUAUCCACUGGAAUGGAACUCAAUCAUGCAAAACAGUGCUGGUCAUUUUGCAAAGGCCAUUUUCUCUUUGCCUACGAGUCAAAGUGACAGCAGGAUGUUACCUGUGAAAUUCGAUGCAUCUAAAAAAUCAGUGACUCUUUUUAUGCCAGGAUUUGAGAAGACUGAGAUCAAGCUAUACCAAUAUAGAGGAGGAUCUGAGUUGUUGGUGGAAGCAGGAGACCAGCGACGCGUAAUUUGCUUGCCACCAAAAAUUCAAGGUAAGGUGGGAAGUGCAAAAUUCAUCGAUAGAAGCGUUGUAAUCACAAUGCGAUAGAACAACUUUGAUAUGAUAUAACUUGUAGUUCUAUCCGUGAAAUGUGAAAAUUCAUUGAUCAGUGAUAAUUGUAUCUGGAAUGAUGGCUCAUUAGUUAGCCCUUGAAAUAAUAAGGCUCUAUGUUCUUUGAA